AUGUCUGCUAAUAAUAUCAAGGGAAAGGUCGUUGUCAUUACCGGUGCCUCUAGUGGCCUGGGUGAAGCCUCGGCGCGCGAGCUGGCCAAGCUUGGUGCUAAGGUUGUUGUAGGAGCCCGCCGGUUGGAUCGCCUACAGGCGCUCGUCAAAGAAAUUGGUGAGCCCGCACAGGCUGCGGUGAAGGUCGAUGUCACUAAACGUGAAGAUGUCGAGGCCCUCAUCAAGACGGCCGUUGAUCUUCACGGCCGCGUGGACGUUCUGCUCAACAAUGCUGGAUACAUGCCGCUGUCUCUGGUUGAGAAGGGCCGGGUCGACGAGUGGGAUGCCAUGAUCGACAUCAACAUCAAGGGCGUUUUGUACGGUGUCAAUGCUGUGCUGCCCGUUUUCAAGAAGCAAAUGUCGGGUCAAAUCAUCAACGUGUCGUCGGUGGCUGGCCAUGUCGUGUCUCCUGGAUCGACCGUUUACUCGGGCACCAAGUUUGCAGUCAAGGCUCUUAGCGAGGGCCUGAGACAGGAGCUGAAGCCUUACAACGUUCGUGUUCUCAAUGUGUCACCUGGUGCCACCGAGUCUGAAUUGUUCCUUGCCAUUAAGGACAAGGAUGUUCUUGAUAGCUUUGCUAGCAUGAAGCUGGACUCUGUGCCUAACACAGCCUUUACUGAUGCAAUUAUUUUCGCCAUCGGCCAGCCCGAGAACGUCGAUGUGAACGAGAUUAUUUUCCGUCCAACUGCUCAGACACUUUAA
Messenger RNA from Wickerhamiella sorbophila, 741 nucleotides. RefSeq lists its product as hypothetical. Gene Ontology annotation, molecular function: oxidoreductase activity. Lineage: Eukaryota; Fungi; Ascomycota; Dipodascomycetes; Dipodascales; Trichomonascaceae. The record is from RefSeq and is a predicted model, not a curated record. The coding region runs from base 1 to 741 and encodes 246 amino acids. The transcript has a single exon.